Messenger RNA from Brachypodium distachyon (stiff brome), 1316 nucleotides. RefSeq lists its product as uncharacterized. Bases 28 to 915 code for a protein of 295 amino acids. The transcript is spliced from 3 exons. Lineage: Eukaryota; Viridiplantae; Streptophyta; Magnoliopsida; Poales; Poaceae. The record is from RefSeq and is a predicted model, not a curated record.
GUCUUGCCUUCUGAUUCCAACUCGAUCAUGGCGCUGCCGUCGUUUGGACUACCUGACCUCCUCCGUGACUCGCCGGAUGAGACGCCACCAGUCCUCCUGUCCAACUCGCCGGAUCCGCCACUGCCAGUACUCUUGCGCGAUUCCCUUACUGCUCCCGUCUCUCCUCACAUGACGGCGGGGAACUGCCAGUUUCUGCCCUCGUGCGAUGCCCUCACUGCUCCCCAACUGACUAGCAUGUUGGAGCGGGACUCCACAUCACAGACCAUGGCCGGCGGCAACGAGGUCGUCCCUUGUUUGGUUAUUAAUCCAGCUAUUUCUGACAAAGCACCAAAUCAAUCUAUGAUUGCACAGAACGAUUCCAGCUGUGAUUUUGCUUUUCAAGACAAUGGUGGUCAAGCAGACAUCAAUCCUCCCCUAAUUGUUCAGGAUAGCUUCAGUACACCCAAAAAGAGAACCCGCAGUGGGCCUUUUUGUGGUUCAUCAUUUACACCAGAAUGUGAUGACAACUUAAAGCCGGCUGUAGGUAUGACAUUUGAGAACAUGGAAGCCAUCAAGGAGUUCUACAAGGCUUAUGCACACAAGGUUGGGUUUUCAGUCCGAAAUGGACAGAAGAGGACUGCAGCAAAUUCGGUGGUGGUGUGGAGGCAAUUUCUGUGUGCCAAAGCAGGUUUCAGAACCAAGAAAGAGGAAGCCAGAAAGGUUGUGAACGGAAAUAAGCCAAGAAUGCAUAUGACAAAGAUUACUAGAUGUGGUUGUGAGGCCAUGAUAACUAUCAAGCUUAUGCAGGAUGGCAAAUACUCAAUAACAUAUUUUCAUGAAGAACAUACACAUGAGUUUGUCUCACCUACCAAACAACAUUUAAUCAAGUCUAGUAGACAAGUUGGUGAGAGGGCAAAAACCACACUGCUCACAUGACAUACAGCUAGCAUUGGCACAUCCGGUGCCUUUAGAUUGCUUCGUAUUGGAGAGGGCGGAUUCGAAUUUGUGGUUUGCACAAAGAGAGACCUGCAAAAUUAUCACCGUAACUUAAGAAGUUCUAUAAAGGAUUCAGAUGCUCAGAUGUUCAUUGAUAACCUCACAAAAAGGAAGAAAAUCAAUCCAGGAUUUUUCUGUUCCAACAUUAUUCAGCAAACUUGUAAUAUGAAAGCAAUGUCUUUUGGAACCUUCAUGUUUCAUUUUCUAGUUUUUUUUUCUCAGAGUGCAAUAUGAAAGCACUCUAGUAAGAUGUCAAUGAUUUGUACACUUAUUUAUGUCUUUGCAAUGUGGAGGACAGAAUUAUGGAGUCCCUAGAAUUAUUUGUACUCCAUUAAGAUGCA